Cherax quadricarinatus is the source of this 552-nucleotide messenger RNA. NCBI's taxonomy places the organism in Eukaryota, Metazoa, Arthropoda, Malacostraca, Decapoda, Parastacidae. The record is from RefSeq and is a predicted model, not a curated record.
AUGCAGCCAAAGCAACAAGGUGAACCUUGCUCUGUGGAAGCUGCACCAGGUAAAAAGGUGUACAGGUUCCCGUCUCAAGGUUCUAAUGGCAGGUUCCAGUCGCAAGGUUCUUCUGGCGUUCAGGCUGACGACACCUUCGGUGGAAGUGAAUACUACUUCUCCUGGAAGCACGAUGGUGGUAAGGAGUACACUGGUAGUGCUGCUGCCAGCUUGUGUUCCAGUCUGGGUGGCGGGUGGCAGGCUGUGGGUAUCAGCUCCCAGGAAGAGCUCAAUUACAUCCAUGGCAUUAUUGCCAGAGAGGGUCUGGACUACAUCUGGACUGGCGGUAACAAGUCUGGGAACGGCUUCAAGUGGCGGAAUGGCGAACCAUUCAGCGUUACUGGCUGGUCACACACUGGAUUGAACCGCAAACCUCAGCCAGACAACCGUGAAGGUGGCAAGGAGAACUGCCUGGCCAUCCUUAACAACUUCUACAAGGAUGGCAUCAAGUGGCACGACGUAGCCUGCCACCACCUGAAGCCCGUCAUCUGUGAACGGCCCCCAAGGGGGGGU